CCAAUGAUGCUCGCUGCAUAAAUACUCCUGGCAGUUUCCUGACCCAAAUGAUGUGAAACAUAUGCUGACUACACAACUCUUCUUAGGUGUUGUAGCAGCAGUUACUUUUGUAAUCUUGAUAGCAGUUUGUCUUUGGCUACGCAAAAGGCUUCAGAAGAGGGAAGAAAAGAAAGCUAAACAAAAGUUUUUCAAGAGGAACGGUGGAUUGCUUUUGCGACAACGUAUUCCCUUUAGUGAAGAAAGUAGUGGUGGCUCUUUGUUAAAGCUCUUUUUCAAAGAGGAGUUAGAGAAAGCAACAAACAAUUUCAGUGAAAGUCGAAUUCUCGGAAAAGGAGGGGCUGGUGCUGUCUACAAAGGAAUGUUAUCAGAUGGAAGCAUUGUAGCUGUGAAGAAGUCCAAUAAAAUGGAUGAAGAUCAAAUUGAACAGUUUAUAAAUGAGAUACUUAUUCUCUCCCAGAUAAAUCACAGACACAUUGUCAAGGUACUUGGCUGUUGUUUAGAAAUUGAAGUUCCUUUAUUGGUUUAUGAAUACAUCUCUAAUGGAACCUUGUCAUCCCAUAUUCAUGGAAACCUUAGUCACAAUUCUGAUCCUACUGUCUCAAAACCAUCAACAAUAAUACUAUCGUGGGACCAUCGCUUGCGAAUUGCUGCGGAAGUAGCAUGGGCCCUUUCUUACAUGCACUCAUGUGCUUCUACUCCCAUUCUUCACAGAGAUAUCAAAUCAAGCAACAUAUUAUUAGACGAUACUUUUAGAGCAGUGGUUUCUGAUUUUGGACUUUCGAGAUUAUUGUCCGUUGACAAGACUCAUUUAACAACACUAGUAGGGGGUACAUUUGGUUACAUGGAUCCACAAUAUUUUCGAUCUGGUCAACUUAAUGACAAAUGUGAUGUCUAUGCAUUUGGUGUAGUUCUUGCAGAGCUUCUGACAAGCCAAAAAGUUGUCUCUUCAAACAUAAUAGAAGAUCCAGGUUUGGUCAAACGCUUUACAUUAUUAUUGAAACAAAAUCUCAUUUUUGAGAUUAUAGACACUGAAAUUAUAAAAGACCUUGAGGAUGAAAAAGUGAUUCUUGCUGUGGCUAAGCUUGCCAGGAGAUGCUUAAAUUAUAAUGCACGGAGAAGGCCAGGCAUGAAGGAGGUGGCAGCUGAGCUUGAUCAACUAAGAAAAAGGGGGCAAGAUAUACCUCAUGAUGAGUGUUUUCAAGAUAACAUUUCUCCAAGAAGUGAAAGUUCAUAUAGUUGUAAAUCUGAUUGUACAGAAGAAGAUAAUCAGAACUUAGUGUCUCAUGAUUAACUGAACUAGCUACUUUAAUAGAAACGAAAGAAGGUUGCUUGAAAUGGUUUGCCUGCGUCGACCUCCAGAUGCACCGGUACAUAGGUACGAAAGCAUGGUGAGUGAUGGUGCUAAAAGGGGGACGACGUAGACCUAAAAUCACAUGGAAGAAAAUGGUUUGGAAAUACCUAUAAUUUCUUGGAAUCCAUGCAAACUAAAGAUAGGGCACAAUGGAAGAAAAAAUUUAUAUAGGUGAUAUCAACUAAGUAGGAAUAUAUUUGUCAUGUUAGCACAUUUAUGUAUGUAUUAACAAGUGUAAUCGUUUUAUGAAAUGAUUAUUAGGUGAUAAUACUGAGGAAGCUCCGUACUAAUAUGUAGGUGAAGGAUUCUAGAAACUAACUUGUCGACGGACGACAAGAAGAAUUAGGAUUUUGACUGCAUAUGGGGUUUCAGAAGUAGAAGCUUAUGUAGGUGUUUUUCCACCGCUUGAACGCUAAGGGUGUGGAAGUUUAAGACUAGCUAGUAUAUACUGUCCCACAUAAUUUGUUAAUAUGGUUUUUUGGUUUAUUAUCUUCUGCCCUUUUAACUCUGCCUAUACAUAGAGUAUAACCAGUGUCAAUUCAGCUUACCUUAAGAUAUAAUAAAUUGUACGCGAAAGGAUACAGAUAGUUCAUGUAUCCGAUCUCAACUAGUUUGAGACUGACGUGUAAUUGAUUUCUGAUUCAUUACAAAUUGUUAUGAAGUCAGAGAACUAUUAUAUA
Nicotiana attenuata is the source of this 2031-nucleotide messenger RNA. Its product is annotated as wall-associated receptor kinase-like 22. Gene Ontology annotation, molecular function: protein serine/threonine kinase activity; ATP binding. The transcript has 3 exons. Gene Ontology annotation, biological process: cell surface receptor signaling pathway; protein phosphorylation. NCBI's taxonomy places the organism in Eukaryota, Viridiplantae, Streptophyta, Magnoliopsida, Solanales, Solanaceae. The coding region runs from base 62 to 1291 and encodes 409 amino acids. The record is from RefSeq and is a predicted model, not a curated record. Gene Ontology annotation, cellular component: plasma membrane.